Molecule: messenger RNA, 1730 nt
Organism: Stegastes partitus (bicolor damselfish)
Lineage: Eukaryota; Metazoa; Chordata; Actinopteri; Pomacentridae
Gene: ift46
Product: intraflagellar transport 46 homolog (Chlamydomonas)
Exons: 6
Coding region: 244-1230 (328 amino acids)
Biological process (GO): intraciliary transport; cilium assembly
Cellular component (GO): microtubule organizing center; motile cilium; intraciliary transport particle B
Source: RefSeq, a predicted model, not a curated record
CCGCCAGCGCCAUCCGGUUAGCUUCUCUCAUAAACACCGUUUGGACGCAGAUCAACGUCGCUAAACUAAACUCAACUGUAUAACAAACGACAUUUAAACGUCUUGGACACCGUCUGUCUGCAGUCUGGGACGGACACCUGGUUCCAGACGCCUCGCUGUCUGCUGGGUGAACAAACUGCUCUGUAGGUCGGCCUAAACGUCCAGAGGCACGGUGGGAUCAGUGCUGACCAGUGUGGUCCGCCUAUGGAGCGGGGCGACUGGGACAGAGCCGGCCGCCUGCUGAAGAACCAGCCGUACGACGAGAGUCUGGAGGUGGCCGACGGAGAGGAGGUGGCCAGCGUCUACAGCCUGACACCCCGCGGCCAGCGCCAGUCAGAGUCCAGGAGGAGCCGCAGAGUCCGAGGCCUGAUGUCGGCCAACAGCAGCAGCGACGAGGACCACAAGCCUCCGAGAGCCAAGGAGCCGGCGGGGACCAGUCCCAACGAGGAGGAGGAGGAGGAGGAGGAAGAGGAGGAGGAGGACACCGAUGAGGAUGAUACCGACGAAGACGACGAGCCGGCAGAAGCCCCGGAGGGAGCGUACGACCCGGCAGACUACGCCAACCUGCCCGUCAGCACCGAAAUCAAAGAGCUGUUCCAGUACAUCACACGGUACACUCCCCAGUCCAUGGAGCUGGAACACAGUCUGAAGCCCUUCAUCCCCGACUUCAUCCCCGCCGUGGGAGACAUCGACGCCUUCCUCAAGGUGCCGAGGCCGGACGGUAAAGCCGACAAUCUGGGCCUGCUGGUUCUGGAUGAGCCCAGUGUGAAGCAGUCGGACCCCACAGUGCUGUCACUGUGGCUGUCAGAGGAGACCAAGCAGCACGGAGCCACAGAGCUGAAGAAGGUGACCAGCGUGGCCAGUCCUCAGGCCAACCCCCGGGCCGUGGACAGCUGGGUGGACAGCAUCAGCGCCCUGCACCGCUCCAAGCCUCCGGCCAGCGUGCAGUACGGCCGGCCGAUGCCCGACAUCGACAGCCUGAUGCAGGAGUGGCCGGCCGAGCUGGAGGAGCUGCUGGGCCGCCUGCAGCUGCCGCCGGCCCGCCUGCAGUGCAGCCUGCCGCAGUACGCCGACCUGGUCUGCUCCCUGCUGGACAUCCCGGUCCACGGCAGCAGGAUCCAGGCGCUGCACCUGCUCUUCAGCCUCUACCUGGAGUUCAGAGACUCGCAGCACUUCACCCGCAGAGCCUAGAGAGCAGCUCAGCCGGGCCGAGGACGAGUUCAGGGUCCGCUCUGUCGUCGGUUCUCUGGCUGUAUGCCGUCACACGCAAACCAACAGUGUGACAGAUACCAGUAAAUACCAGUAAAUACCAGUAAAUACCAGUUAAUGUCUCCAUUCAUGUGCACUGGAAGGUGAAGUUCAGGCUUCAGAGACGACAGCAGUGUGAAGACCAGAGCUGAGCAGUGCUGCUGUUUGUUGGACGUAUUUACAAUCACUUCGAUAAGGAUGUUUGAGUGAUGUUGGACAGCUGUCUUCGUUUUAGACCAUGUUCAGUCAGCUCUACCAAUAUGAGUCAUUUAGACAUUUUGGAUCCUUUUUUUUCAGUAAAUCUAAACGGGUUUUGUAACUGUGGAUUUUUGGACACGUUUUUUCAUUUGGACCAGAAGCUUGUAGCCUCCACUGUAGGUCAGCUCAGUGUUUUCAUUUCAUUCUGCUUUUGACUUCCACAAUUAAAGGACUCAUGUUCUGAA